Acanthosepion pharaonis is the source of this 1245-nucleotide messenger RNA. The record is from the annotation of a GenBank genome assembly. NCBI's taxonomy places the organism in Eukaryota, Metazoa, Mollusca, Cephalopoda, Sepiida, Sepiidae.
AUGUUUUUACCGUCUCUAUUUGUUGCUUUCCACAUCUCUUUCUCUCUCUCCACCUUUUCCACUUCUCUCUUUCCAUCUAUUCCCAUCUCUCUCUUACUACCAUUCACUUUUCCACCUCUCUCUUUACAUCUCUCUCUUACUACCAUUCUCUUUUCCACCUCUCUCUUUACAUCUCUCUCUUUUCACCUCUCUCUUUCCAUAUCUCACUUACCACCUCUCUAUUUCCAUCUCUCUCUUACUACCUCUGUCUCUUUCCACCUAUCUCUCUCUCUCUUACCACAUCUGUCUCUUUACAUCUCUCUAUUCCCUUCUCUCUCUCUCUCUGUUACCACCUCUUUCUCUUUCCACUUCUCUCUCUUACCACAUCUGUCUCUUUACAUCUCUCUAUUCCCUUCGCUCUCUCUCUCUCUCUCUCUCUCUUACCACCUCUUUCUCUUUCCACCUCUCUCUCUUUCCACCUGUCUAUUUCAAUCUAUCUUUUACCGCCUCUCUCCCUUUUCACUUGUCUCUUUACACCUCUCUAUUUCAAUCUACCUCUUACCAUAUCUCUCUUUUUCCACCUCUCUCAUUCCAUCUCUUUCUUAUCACCUCUCUCUCUCUUUCCACCUCUCUCUUUCUAUCUCUCUAUUUCCAUCUCUUUCUUAUCCUCUCUCUCUUCCCCACCUCUCUCUUUCUAUCUCUCUAUUUCCAUCUCUUUCUUACCACCUCUCUCUCUUCCCACCUCUCUCUUUCUAUCUCUCUAUUUCCAUCUCUUUCUUAUCACCUCUCUCUCUUCCCACCUCUCUCUUUCUAUCUCUCUAUUUCCAUCUCUUUCUUACCACCUCUCUCUCUUUCUAUCUCUCUAUUUCCAUCUCUUUCUUACCACCUCUCUCUCUUCCCACCUCUCUCUUUCUAUCUCUCUAUUUCCAUCUCUUUCUUAUCACCUCUCUCUCUUCCCACCUCUCUCUUUCUAUCUCUCUAUUUCCAUCUCUUUCUUACCACCUCUCUCUCUUUCUAUCUCUAUAUUUCCAUCUCUUUCUUAUCACCUCUCUCUCUCUAUCCACCUCUCUCUUUCUAUCUCUCUAUUUCCAUCUCUUUCUUACCACCUCUCUCUCUCUAUCCACCUCUCUCUUUCUAUCUCUCUAUUUCCAUCUCUUUCUUACCACCUCUCUCUCUCUCUUCCCACCCUUCUCUUUCUAUCUCUCUAUUUCCAUCUCUUUCUCAUCACUUCUCUCUCUUUCCACCUCUCACGUCACUUUUCUCUGA